UUACAUCUUCUUCCGGAGCGGCAUUGGUCGACCCGCACUGGAGACUGAUUUCCCUCCACAUUUGACAAGCCAAACAUUUACUUCUGUCUAUUUCAAACGUGCGUGUGUGAGACGUCUGUCUCUGCCCGCUCUGAGCUCUCCCUGAUGGGCAGCUGGUCCCGCAGUGCCGUGCUGCAGCUGUACCGAGCAUUGCUCCGUGCAGGCCAACACCUACAGUACACAGACCGUGACUACUACCGGCGCGCAGUGACCCGAGAGUUCCGGCGCUGUCAGACCCUCAGCGCCCCAGCAGAGAGGGAGGACGCGCUGAAGAAAGGCCAGUUCUUCCUCAACAGCGGGUUGGGCAGGUUGGUGUAGAGGAAGUGGUCCAUCGGCACCAGUCUGACCGCUAGCCGGGAGGUAAAAGAUCGAUGGCAGGAGUGAACGGGGACCGUAAGGGAAAGAAAGAUGACAAUGGGCUUGGCACAGCCAUCGACUUUGUGCUCUCUAAUGCAAAGCUGGUGCUGGGGGUCGGGGGAGCAGCCAUGCUCGGGAUCGCCACACUGGCGGUCAAAAGAAUGUACGAUCGAGCACUCAGUGCCCCAUCCAGUCCCACUAAAGCCGACCCGUCGGGACGAAGAAGCUGGGAGGAGCCGAGCUGGCUGGGGUCAUCACCACGGACACUGAACCGCGACAUGAAACAGAACAUCAGCCGCUCUCUACAGACGCUCCCCACCUCCUCCAGCUCCUUCAAGCCAGGCUUGUACAUGUUGGAGUGUCUGCUCUACUUGCUCAAUUGUUUACAUCGUGUUAUGGGCCGUGGUGGUGGCCGUCCUGGUAAGGCUGAACUCCAGAAGGCACGGAUGCGCCUCUCGCUGCAGGAACACCUCUGGGCCUUCUUUCAAGAGCGAGUGGCGAUCCCUUCAGAAGAGCAGGCCGUCGCUCGGCGUGCUGCGUUGGAUAUCUGUGCAGAGCUCAGAGUCUUUCUCCAUGCUAAACUGCCUGAUAUGCCCCUACGAGAAAUGUACCUGAGCGGAAGUCUAUACGAUGACCUUCAGGUGGUAACUGCUGACCACGCCCAGCUGAUGGUACCCAUGAUCCUUGAGAAGAAUCUCUGGUCAUCCAUUCCUGGUGAGGACACCAUCAUGAACCUUCCUGGCUUCUGGCUGGUUCGUCGGGAAAACCUUGAGUACUUCCCACGAGGAAGCAGCUACUGGGACCGUUGCAUGGUGGGUGGCUACCUUUCCCCAAAGAGCGUCCUAGAAGUUUUCGAGAAGCUCGUCGCCGGCUCCAUCAACUGGCCCGCCAUCGGUAGUGUUUUAGAUUACAUCAUCCGACCCGUGGUCCCGUCGGAAACGCUUACGCUAGAAGUGCAGUACGAAACGGACCGUCGCCUUUAUGUGGACUUCCUCCCAUUGCUUGUUAUGGAGGACGGCGUCUCGCUGAUCGCCAAACCGCAUCGAUUGGCCGCCGAACGGCAUGAGAACCUGUGGCGGCAGAGUUUUCGUGUGGCGGAAACGGCGAAGUUACGUGCGCUCGAUCAGGAAGACGCCGGGUGCCGUUGCGCGUGUCUUAAAAUCAUUAAAGCCGUGUGUAAACUGAAUCCAGCGCUGGCACGAUUAAACGCAAGCCAGCUCACUAAUGCAAUCCUUCUCCUGAGCGAACAGGAGGGCGAUUGGACUCAGGAAGCGCUCGCCGAUCGUUUCAUGCAGCUGCUUCGUGCAUUAGUGGGACACCUAGAGGCUGGGAGGUUACCCUGCAUCUUCAGUCUCAAAGUCAAUCUGUUCUGUGAGCUAACACCACAGGAAAUAGAUGAACUGGGAUACACACUAUACUGUGCAUUGUCUGACCCAGAGAGCCUUUUGAGAACUGUUUAGAAAACACGCAUGCACAUAUGCCCACCACUUUUUGGUCCCCGCACAGAAUUGAGUUGGCAAUAAUGGCAAUGUUUUCAUACGUGUCUUGUUCGGAGUAGAUCAGGAACCUCAGUUGUUUUUGUCAGUCGUACCAUCAUAAGUUAUUUUCAGGUUCUACAACCUCAUCCGUUGGUCAUAUUUUAUAUGGCCGUCUUAUAUAAUUUCAGUGUUUUUGACUUUUCUAAUGCACAGUGAAGUAUCAUAACGAUUAUAUAUUUAUCUAGUGAAGAAUCAGAUUGAUUCGGUGAUAUUUUCUUAUAGAUUCAAGCACCGUCAUCACUUAUGUGUUUCUGUUGUUACCCAAACGGCGAUGAGUAUCUGGUGGUAAUUUGACAUGUUACAUUUGAUCUGUGAAAUUCAUGAUUUUAUGUUUCCCAGUUAUUCGUUACGUGGAACAUUGUUCAGUAUUUUCUCCGAUUUUGUUCUUGGAUUCGUCAAAAUACUUUCCUUUAGAAAAAUAUAUGACACAGAGAGCCGUUUUAGAUUAAUCAGAUGGCAGGGUCUCUGAAUUAUCUUUCAGUUACUAAAUUUCCUGUGAUCUUUUCAGAAAUGCUUGCAACUCUGUGUGAUUGUAUAAUUUAAUUAUUUUUAGUAAACCAACUUUCUGAAAUAUUAAAU
Molecule: messenger RNA, 2513 nt
Organism: Sinocyclocheilus rhinocerous
Lineage: Eukaryota; Metazoa; Chordata; Actinopteri; Cypriniformes; Cyprinidae
Product: mitochondrial dynamics protein MID51
Exons: 7
Coding region: 411-1856 (481 amino acids)
Biological process (GO): mitochondrion organization; positive regulation of mitochondrial fission
Cellular component (GO): mitochondrial outer membrane
Source: RefSeq, a predicted model, not a curated record